Porites lobata is the source of this 9515-nucleotide messenger RNA. Lineage: Eukaryota; Metazoa; Cnidaria; Anthozoa; Scleractinia; Poritidae. The record is from the annotation of a GenBank genome assembly.
AUGACUUGCUUACACCGCUACAGUUUGGAUAGUACAUUCAUCUUUCUAGUUAUUUGUGGAAGCAUUGGAUUAUCAGCUCAACAAUCUGGCGGUAGGUGAACUUUAUAAGAUAUUAGUAUACGUGUGUGAGAACCAUAAAACUGAUCGAACGGAUAAAGUUUAAUUGAAAGAAGAUAAAUAUGCAAUUAGCCUCGCCAAAAAUCUCAUCUGUGUGAAAUUUCACAUGUGAGAUACUCGGAGAAAUGUUCUGUACUCAAAGUUAUAAAGCUGAUAAAGCUUUGUAUUGAGACGCCAUAUUGUUGUCACCUCUGAGGGUUACCAAUAUGGCGGCCAAAUAUUGACUGAAACAUCUGUCAUUGUGUUUUGCCAGGAAAGCGUGAAUUUCAUUACAAAAAGAACCCGAGGAACUCAUAAAACAUUGAUGUUAGAGUUCUUAUGAUGAAAAGGCUCUUCAGAUAGCAAAAUCUCAAAAGACAAGUCACUUUUUUAACCCACGACUCUCGACCGCCUUUUAAGAUUCUUUUAAAUGCUGCGUAAUGAAGAUCAAUUGCACCCUGUCGAUUACAAAUUAAACUAAACUUAAACCCUUUCAAACUAGAAUUUAUUAAAAUAUAGGACGGUGUUUAUCUGCUACGAAUACUUUAUGAAAGUUUUUAAAAUGGGAACGUCGCUGGCUGUCCAGAAUCCUGGAUCACUAUUAUUCGUAGCAGUAGUCGUAAUUAUACUUCUGAUACAUAAAUUUUGUAUCACGUUGAGGAAUUAAGUGAAAGGGUUUUUUUUCCUUUUCAUGAUGUAAUGCUGUAUGCUUAUAAAACGUGUCGACCUGGUCAAAAGAGGGGGAAAAACAUAACAAUUAAUACUUGGAAGUGAUGCUAGAAUAAGAUUGUUUACAGGAACUUGUCAAAAUAGAAACAAGGACACUUUUCAGAAACAACUCUGUUUAAAUUUUCUUUUAUUGGUCAAUUUUAAUUACUGUAAAUUACUGUAUCGUGGAGGGAAGUUUAAUUCUGUGCUUCAACUGUGGCCAUAAAAAAUUUAUUUGUAGAGUAGUUUUUAAACUUUAAGUUUAACCCUUGUAACUUUGUAACGCACUUUUGUUUUCUCAGUAAAAUUUUAAAAUCAUACUUGGUUUUCAAGGCCUGUAAAAUCCUACCUACGGGCCUAUUUCUUGUUACUUCGGAGGAGCGCAAAGUUUAGGCUUCGCAAGGCUUAGGAAUGUCCCAAAGUUGCUUUUUUGGGGACAAGAUUGGGCACGCAAAGUCCGUCGGUCUUCGAUCUGAAUCAGCUAUUUGACGAAGUGAGAGCCGAAUUACUUCGGGAUACCUCGAGAUCACUUCGAGUUGACUAAUUUAUUAUUUAAUUUAUUUAUUCGUGGAAGAAAGAAAUAUUAUUUUGGCUUGUCCAGGGUUUGAACCGGCUUACGUGUCACCCGUCAUAUCAGAUGAGACUCUAAAUUGAGGGAUUAGCCGAUUGCGCUACUGCGAGGCAAGGUAAUUUGAGACGUGAAAAUAAUAAUAAUAAUAAUAAUAAUAAUAAUAAUAAUAAUUUAUAUAGCGCUAUUCAGCUACUCUUUCAGAGCGCUUUAAAAUGAUCGGGUUAACGUAGAACCUAAAAGCUAAAAAAUAUAAUAAAAUAUCGAGAUAAAUUAGUUACAAAGCUUUAAAAAUAUAAAUACAUUACACAAAAAAUGAAAGUUAAAAUCUAAGGUCUAAAAAUACUAAGAUAAAAUUACAGAUAAUGAAAGAAAUUUAAAAAAAAACGUGUAUUAAAAAUAAAAGUUAAAAACCAUAGGCUUCUUUAAAAAGGUAAGUCUUCAAAUUUUCCUUUUAAAAAUAGCGAUUGAUGGAAAUUUACGAAUGCUAAGAGGUAUGUUAUUCCAUCGCCUUGGCGCAGCAAUGCUGAACGCUCGAUCUCCACAAGUCUUUAGUUUAGCCAGUGGCACAGUGAGCAGUUCUUGCCCACUGGAGGGUAAAGACCGAGCGCACUCUCGAUGGCUCAAGAGACUACAAAUGUAAGAGGGUGCUUUGCCAUUGAGUGCUUUAUAGACUAAUAACAGGAGCUUAAAAAUAAUACGUGCAUGUACGGGGAGCCAGUGUAGCUUGAACAUUAUUGGGGUAAUCGAAUCAUACUUCCUUGUUAACGUGACAAUGCGAGCUGCCGUAUUCUGAACAUGCUGUAAUCUACAAACUGAGUCUUUUGGAAUACCAUAUAGACGUGAGUUACAGUAGUCAAGCUUAGAACUAAUAAAAGCAUGGAUGAGAAUUUGAGCGGAGUCCUGGGUGAGAUAUUUGCGAAUCUUUGAUAUACUUCUGAGAGAGAGAAAAAAAUAGCCAUAAGUUAUGCACAAGGUAUGGGAAAGGAUUCGGCACGCAAGUUUUUUACUUGUCGGCUUGUUUUGGGUAUUUGACGUAGUGACACCGGAAUGAGUUGAAGAUAUUGCGAGAUCACUUCUAGUUCUUUCGGCUUCAAUAAAUAUUUGAGGAGGAGGGCAAAGUAUUAGGCUGAUUUAGCAACAGAACGGAAACGUCAGUUGACGACGGCGCGCGCAAAUCAAACAAUUGGCUUGACCAAUGGCACAGAGGCAAACUGGGCAUCGGAAGUCGAGUUUAGUCUUUACCCCGCGCUUUCCCGUCGUCAAAUGACGUUCCCGCUCUGUUGCUAAAUCAGCCUAACAAAGGAUUUGCGACGCUGAAGAGUGCUGUCGCAAACUUGUAGUUUGCUUCCGAAGUGAGGCGGAAGUUGUUCGAGAUAUCUCGAAAUCAGUUUUAAGAAAGUCAAGAUUACACAAGUUACAUGCCUUCAUGGAAAACACUGUGGGGACAGAAAUGAGAGUGAAGAGAUUUCGAUUACUGGAGAUUAUUGCAGCAAGAGUGAUUCGAAAGAGGAAGAUCGAGGAAAAGGUACGGUCGUUUGCGUUACGCGUAGACGAAGCGAUUCGGAAAGCGAUAGAUUGUCAACAAGGAGAAGCAAAACCCAGUUACUGUGGUUUCGUAACCGUUCUGAUAAGCAUCAUUAUCAUUUUUCUUCUAGUAGGUGUUUUUAUACUCGUUUUUGUAUUGCGUGUUAUUGCUUUUCAUAAAGCUUAUGUUGCGAUGUUGUGGAGAUUGUGCAUUUUCAGCAAGUUUUGUAGGGGAGUGUACUGAUGUUAAUUAGUUACGUUGCUGGAGAAGGUGUGGAGUUAACUGUAAAUAAGGAAAGUGUUUUUGUAGGGGACAUAAAGGAAGUGGAACCGAGAUCUCGUCGUGCGCAAUUUAUGACAGAAAUUAUAAUCGGAACGCGGUCAUGCGCCUAGCAGACUUCCGGUCAAGAGGUUAAGACGUCUCUUACUCAAAGGAGAAAAAUAAGGGUAUUUGUACGGAAGGGUAUAAGGAAAAAUAUAAUUUCUUACUACUCCUCCUCAUUCACAAUUAAUUCCACAGCACUACGUCGAAGUGCACGCUCCCAUAGCGUCUUGUUUCAAAAGCGUUUCUUGCUACUUUAUUAGACGUUUUUGAAGUCCGACUACUGUAAAUUGAGGAACAUCCAUUUCCCACCGCGAUUUAUGGGGCGUGUCCGUCGCGCUAGGGUUAUAAGAUACAGUAACUAAGAACCUCAGAAUCGACCGAUAUGACAAACAAAAACCACAUCGGAGUCUGAUAUAGCCUGCCUCGCAGACAAAAUUUAACCCUUCUUAGUAACGCCUGUGAAGCAGCGCCGAGAUCGUUAUUCUGGGCCCCCCAAAGGACUCAAUGACGUGUACUGGAAGUGCGUGUUCGAAUUUCCCUUCAACUCGCCUGCAAAAACAGCCGUUUCUCCUCGCUCCUCGCCGCUGGGGACGUUUCGUAAGGAGGAACGUCUGCGACUCCGUGACAGAAAUUCCAUACUGAUGACGCAAAAUCUGUCCGGAAUCUGGUGAUAAGGGCUGAUUGACCCUAUAACAAAACAGUCAAUAUCUGUGGGAUAUAUUCUUCUCUAGAAGAAGCAUUUGGGUUUUACUGGAGCUCUUUCGCAGGUGAACACAUCGCAUUACCAAAACGUAAAGUCCAUAAAAUUGAACAAAUUUGAAUUUGGAACCCCAUGACUACCGGAUUUAUUAUGUAAACAUUGAUUUACGCCAUCAGUAUGGAAGUUCUGUCGCUGAGUAGCAGACGUUCCUCCUCGUGAAACGCCCCUAGCGACGGGGAGCGAGGAGAAACGCCUGUUUUCGCAGGCUACCCUUCAGCUCGAUUAGCAACUGAACACUGGCUUUUUAACAGGCCACUCAUAGCAGGUACUCAAAUCCUGAUACACAACUGGGACCCAGAACAAGGAUUUCAGCGCUCUUACGCAGCCUUAAGACUUAACCAGAAGUUUCGUUUCGUCUGUUGCGCAGAUUAAGACUAAUAAUGAAAGAUUUCUUUUCUUUGUGACAGAUCCAACUGUCCAGUCACGUACUAACAUCACAGGAGGUACGAUAAUCUUUUUCAACCCUACUAGUGGCACGUAGUUUGUUACUAUCCUGUUUCUGCUGCCAUGGACGAUAUGAGAAGGUUUCUUAUUUUAACAUAGGCCUCUUUCAAUUAAUAUAUUCUUUUAUAUUGAUGAUAAUUAGCCUUCCUGACCUCGUUUGAAAGUAAGGAUUGCUUUGCAUUUUGCACAUGCUAACGAGGUCAAAAAGGCUAAUUAUCAUACAUAUAAAAGAUUUAAUUAAGGCCGCCAUUAUGAAACGGGUCGGUACAGUUGAUUUUAUCAAGAAAUGGUGCUUUUUACCGACUUCGCUACUAACCCAGCACUACGUUUCGUUAAUAAAAAAACACAGACUUUUAAUCAUUUCAACAAAGUUGGCCUUCUCCUCUCUUCCAGUAUAACAUUCAAUUUACUAGAACGCAAUUCUAGAGUUUUAGAGAGGGUUGCCAAUUGUUUAUUAAAAUUAGCUAAGCUUUUUCAAUCUAAAAUCCUCAAAUUUACAAAAUUCACCAUAAGACAAGUUUGUAAAGUGAAAAAAGCAUUUCCUUAUUUUAUAUUAAUUUGUGCAGUUGCACUCAACCUCGUCUCAAUGCGAGUUGAGCGUUCGUCAUGUCCUCUUCUCUGUAGGAUUGAAAAUGUUCGUUCACUUUCUCACCAACCGUUACCUGCCUUUUCAGUGAAACCAUUCAUUUCAUUCAUUUGAAUGGUAAUAGCACAUGAUUACGUUCCCAGUUUUAAUCGAAAGAGUGACAAACUAUUUCGCUAUGGCUUGUUCUAGGACCGUAAAAGAGAUAAUAUUUUCUUUAUUGCAGAAUUGACAAAUCUCCUCCACUCGUUCACUAACAAUAUUAUCUGCCUUUUCAGAAAAACCGCAAUUUUUAUAUCUGGAUUCAAUGAGGAAGACCAAAAAAGAAUUUAUUAGAGGAGAUAAGUUGGAUUUAACGUGUGAGGCUAUUGGUAAGCCUACCCCGAUUGUCACGUGGUACAAAGACGGCAAGAUAUACGAAAGGUCUCAUGACGGUCAGAGACCGGGUCCUUACGACUACCAACUAGCAUUCAAUGGGUUGAAAAUUGCCGAUAGCGGAUCUUACAUGUGUAAUGUGUCUAACAAGUUAGGGUUUCUGACUUUUACUUACAAUCUUACAGUCCAAGGUUAGUGUUUUUUGUUUGCUAUAGUUAUAACCUCUCACACAUCAUCGUCAGUUGGCUGUUAUACAGGCGGCUUCAACGGUUUUCCAGCAUUCAGCUUCGUUUUGGGCAGCUCCUAGGCUGGUACUUAUAUGCAAGUUAAUAGGGACUUUAAGACCCAACGACUCGACCGCAACGAGAACGUGAAAAAAAAAAGGUUCUAAUAAGCAAUACAACAACUUCGCACGUGCAUUAAACUUUUUUCUACAUUUCUUUGCCGUUUUUGCACGACUAGGACGUGAAAGUGCCUAAUUUCGCGCACGUUCUAUGGAGAACGUAAACAAGAAACGAAGAAAUUUUAUUUCUCCUUCUGAAAUUGGAUAUCGUCCCUUGGAAUUCAACUUCAGGAGGGUUCGCCUACAUUUGACAAAGUAAGCGGCUAGGAAUAAUCAAGAUAAGACUUGAAGAACCUAAAAAUUCACUUUUUAAGCGACUAAGAGAUUAUCAAGCUCUAUAGAUCUUUGCAUUUGUUGUUGGAGUGACCUCCUCUAUCCUUUUGACCGUCUUUUCCCUUAAGUUGGUUACUUUACCUAUAUGUGUACAGUAUUUGCCCCUUCAAGACGGCUGAUAUCAACGGGCGUCCUGGCUCCAGAAGUUCAAAAGGCGAAAAGCGCAAUCCACUGUAUAAAAAUCUAACUAGUGGAUAACGCAAUUGGUUUCCAUAAUCUUUAUCCGCUGGAUAGUGAUUUAUCCGCCGGGUGGAUAGCGCUUUCCACUGUUUGAACAACCGUGGCCUGAAAAACUAAAGUUAAAUGCACAAAAAUAUAACAAAACAUGAAAAGGCAGAUACUUGAAAAAUGAACUACGUAGCAGAAUUACAAAAUAACAGUCCUCAGCAUAAUAAAAGGUCUAUAUGUUGGCCCUUUCCUGAUUAUCCCCAUAAAGGAUAAGCCUACCAAAUGUCAGUUGCUACAAGUGACUAUUUUCAUGAGAGGUUUCUCCUCCUCUAGGUCGGUGUUUCAAUUCGUUGCUCGUGAUCGUAAUUAUGAUUGACGGCAGCAGAAAACGCAAUUGUGAAGGCGGCUUUUGAACUUUAGAGUUCGCAUGUUUGUGAUAAGCGCAGUAAUACAGUUCCCUGUUUUGUACGUUGUUUUAGCUGAUAAGAUAGCGGUGCUCUGCAACAGGCUCUCGCUCUUAUAACACCUUAGCACACUUGCCUUUCCACCUCACCUCUCCCUUCAUCUACGUCAUAACUGGUUAUUCGCCAACCAACUGCAUCCUCAAGUCCUCGAUGUUGUAUGGCCUCCUCAACUCGUGACCUAGUUGUAACUUUUGUCUUCAAAAGACUUCAGACUCCUUUGUUGUCUUAAAUUGCCGGUGGGAGGGACUUCCCAUAUGAAAGGGGUGGGGAUGCUCGUCGGAAAUUUUGAAUUAAACCCCUAAAGGGGACCAAUUUUGGUGUGGCCGAAGCUUUUUUUGACCCCUAAAAGAGACCAUGUUAAAACACAGACAAUAUAUAUAUUUUUUAUAUUUUUUCGGGUGUAACCCUAAACGAGACCUUCACGGCUAAAUAUGAUAGAGUUUUGUUUUUUUGAGUUUGUCUUCUGUGGGCAUUUACUUCUUAGUCAAGGGCAAGGUUACUUAUCUCUGUUCUUACUGGUGACCAAUUGUUACUUCCUUUUACCUUGACUUUGUACUUUUUCAUUUUUUUUCUCCUUUUAGACUUAAUUCGCAGCCAGCCCAACAUAUUGAUAAUAUGGGAACAGAAGUCUCCCCUCUAUGUCGGUGAAAAUGUGGAGAUUUCUUGCACAAUAGUGACCUUUGACCCAAACACGAAGUACCACUGGUAUUAUAGCGACACGAACAUUCCGAAUGAGGAGAACUUGGGCGUUUUAAUUGACCCACGAUUGUACGAACAGCCAGCAUUUAACGGGGGAAAUCAGGAAAUGGCACAUGUGGAAUUUACUCUGACGUUGCAAAAUGUGACGAUCGAUCAGUCCGGACUUUAUGGGUGUCAAGCCGAAAACCGUAUCGGCUAUGAGUCACGUCAGACCAUCCUUACAGUCACACACAGAUCUAUCAUUAUACCUCCAGUAUUUGCAGGUAUGAAAUAUCUCGUACUUACAGGUAUAAAGUAAAUCUUUUGGAAAUUUCUAAGUGGUAGAAUGGGAGCACUUGUAAGAAGAAACCUAUCGAGGAAUUUAGUCGAUCCUGUCUCGCUCCUAUGAAAAAAGGGCUAUUUUUUUUUGAAGAUUAUCUACAAUGAUCACGCAUUUUGAUUUAUUUUGCGCUAUGUGAGUGAGAGAGUCAGAUCGUAGAGUCCGUUAUUGUCGUCUUCCGUAGUCAACUGAAUAAAAUUAAUUACAAGAAAAGGUUACUGUUUCAUACAAUAUCAAUCUGGCGUUUCUUUUUUGGACCUAAAUUAAGAGGAAGGCUAACAUAUUUGGGCCCUCGUUUUAGACUUUUUAUCGCCCCCACCUUCCUCCCAGAAAUGAAUGACCAUUCCCACAAAUGAAUUCUGGCAUAGGUUUCUUGAGUUACACACAUUUACUAUUCAUAAACAUCUUCCGUGUUUACUAUCCAGAUACCUUGGCAAGAACACUUACAGAAUGGUCAGUGGGUCACUCAGUCAUGUUAAAGUGUAAGGCAGAGGGAGCAGCACCUCUUAAAUACACCUGGCUUAAAGAAGGGAAGAUUUUAAGAGCGAGAAUAUUGGACCCAUACCUGAACACUUCAAUUUGGUACUUAAAACUAAAAGACCUAGUACCUGGAGACGCUGGGGAAUACACUUGUAUAGUGUCCAAUCCAUAUGGCAGUAUAAACCAUACAUACUCGGUCAGGGUUCAGGGUGAGUACAGGCGAGGGUGAAUUAAUUUUUAUCCACUUUUCGUGAAAUCAUUUCAUUUAGGUAUAGUGUUAACUCUCCUCAUCUUUCUUAUAGCCUCCCCACGCCUAAGACCGACAAAACAUGUUACUAUGUUGCUGACCACGAGCACAACUCACCAGUGCUUCCCCCUCUUUGGGAAGGUGCUAUGCAAAAUGUGAAUACCUUCCUAAAUUAGGGGAACAACUCGUGCGCUGACACCGCCCUUUAAAACCGCUUUCAAUUUACUUAGCAGAGUUCCAGUCAACACUCUAUUAGCAAUUUAGAAAGAAAAUUUGAUCGAAGAACCAUGGCAUUUACAUUGGGAGCUACCGUUGAGUGGCGAACAUCCCAUUUACUGAAAUAAGGCAACAAAACUAAGUCCGGAGGAUGACCCCUUUUGAAAAUGGGUGAAAAUGGAAAAUUGAAAUUUAACCCCUUAGUGUGACGAACUUUGGCGUGGUUCAAGCCUUUUUAACCUAUAAAACUAUGAAUUGCGAGACAGAAUUAGUUGAUUGAGGUCUUUCCCUUAAACAGAAAGACCUACCUAGGAAUCAUUACCUGUAAAUUUAUGGCUUAAGAUUGUGGUCGAAAUUUGAUUAGAUUUUUUGGGGCUGUAAAUAUAAGUCUAUUAGCUUGGGGUGACCGAGAACAAAUCCAGCAAAUGGCCAGAGCGGGCCUGGAACCCGGGACCACCGGAUUGCAAUUUUCUUAUGAAAAUAAAAAAACAACACCAAACAAACCAAAAUAGGAAAAAAAUGCGGAUUUUUUGCAAGUUGCAGCCCUUGCCCCUUUUAGCUACUUUUUCUAACCCAUAUGCUGUUUGUUUUAUCCAUUAGAUAAUCCUCUUGACUCAAAAGACACUGUUAGAAAAUCAUACGAUCCCGUAAUUAUGGACAAGGUCUCCUGGAUCUUGCUUGGCGUUUCAAUAGCCGUGAUUGUUGCUAUGGUAACAGCAUUUGCUUGGUUAUGCAUGAAAAUGUGGAAGCUGAAAAUGAGUUCUAGAGCCAAUGCGAGGGGUUCCCGCCAUGACAUCGCGUCUCUUCGAGCAAGAUAUGACGUGCAGAAUGAGUACGUGGUGGUGCCAAACUUCAACUAA